Lactuca virosa is the source of this 351-nucleotide messenger RNA. NCBI's taxonomy places the organism in Eukaryota, Viridiplantae, Streptophyta, Magnoliopsida, Asterales, Asteraceae. The record is from the annotation of a GenBank genome assembly.
AUGAACAAGAAAGAUCUUCAAGUAUGGAAUAAUGCAGUUUUCGAAAAUGGCGCUGAUUCUGAGAGCUUGAAUUCGAACAAUCUCAUCAAAUCGCCAUCGUGGCUCGUGAAGAAACCAGUAACCAUAAACCGAUCUUCUGAUUCUUUCGACUCUAUCCAUUCUUCGUUUUCCAGUAAAGAAAACCAAAUCCCAAUUGGGUCCUCGAAACCCUCUGGUUUUGUUCUUCACCCCCUUCACCAAUCGAAACCCUUGCAGAAUCUUCCAAUUGGGUUAUCAAAAUCAGGUGUUCUUGAGAAUUCGGAGGAGAAAACCAAUGGGGAGAUUGAAAUCGAGAAUGAAAUCAGUAGGUAG